GUACACAGUAUACUACAGUGUUGUGUGGUACUCUCUCUAGAUAGACAGACAUGUAUAGCGAGAGUGAGACAGAAUAUGCUGUAUCUGCUCUGUCUCUCUCUGCUUAGCUUUCCAUUUCAGCUUCGUCUCCACCUACUCAUUUACACCACCUGCACCAAAUAUGCUUUAACAUAACAAAACACACAAACCCCAUAUAAUUAGGGCCUUAAAAAAAAGAACUUGUUCACUUGUUGUCAACUAAAACCUCUCUCUUUAUUCACAUUAACUGUAGUUAGAGAGCAAGAAUGGGUGUGGAUUUGAGACAAGUGGUUGCCGGGGUGCUGACGCUAACUAUGUUUGUGAUGCUUGGUAACAUGAUCAAGAGAGACCAUUUUGAUUCUGUUGAAGGGAAAUUUCCAGGAGUUAGGGACGUCGAGUUUGAUAGCGAGAAGGUUUCAGAUCAGGGUCUUGUGACAUUUUCCAAAAAGAGUACAAAUGGGCCAUGGAUUGAGAGCGGCCAAGAGCUAAAACCAUGUUGGAAAGAGUCAACUUUAGAUGAGGUAGAGCCAAAAGGGUUUGUCACUUUGUCAUUAACUAAUGGUCCUGAGUACCACGUCUCACAGAUUGCUGAUGCAGUGGUGGUAGCAAGAUAUAUUGGAGCAACUCUCGUACUUCCUGACAUUAGGGGAAGCAAACCAGGAGAUGAAAGGAAAUUUGAAGAAAUAUAUGAUGUUGAUAAAUUUGUGAAAAGCCUGGAUGGGGUGGUUAAAGUAGUUAAAGGUCUGCCUGAUGAUGUAUCGAUUCGAGAUUUUGCUGUUGUCAAGGUCCCUAAUCGAAUUUCAGAUGAUCACAUUGCUGAGCAAAUCAAACCAGUCUUUAAAACAAAUAGCAACAUAAGACUGGCUACUUUCUUCCCUUCAGUAAAUAUGAGAAAGACCACAAAAACAAGUGCCAGUGAUUCAGUUGCAUGUUUGGCGAUGUUUGGAACUUUACAGUUGCAGCCAGAGGUUAAUGAAGUGGUUGACUCCAUGAUUGAGAGGCUAAGAACUUUGAGUCGCAAGUCUAAUGGACAAUUUAUUGCCGUGGACUUGAGAGUUGAGAUAUUGGAAAAAAAAGGUUGCCAUGGAAGCAGUUCAGCUGGAACAAAAAGCUGUUUUAGUGCCCAGGAGAUUGCUAUAUUUUUGAGGAAAAUGGGAUUUGACAAGGAUACCACAAUCUACCUCACUCAGCCUAGAUGGGACGAAAGCCUUGAUGUUCUGAAGGAUAUAUUCCCUAAAACUUAUACUAAGGAAAGCAUAAUGCCUGCUGACAAAAAGGCAAAAUUCCUCGAAUCAGAAGACUCAGAGUUCGAGAAGGUUAUUGACUUCUACAUGUGCUCUCAGAGUGAUGUCUUUGUACCAGCCAUCUCUGGCCUAUUUUAUGCCAAUGUUGCUGGUAAGAGAAUAGCAUCUGGCAAGACUCAAAUACUCGUUCCGUCUGACAUUCCGGGCUCCUCUGCCGCUGUCACCAGCCAUUUCUCCCCCUAUAUUUCCAAGAAGAACCACAUGGCACAUUCCUGUUAUUGCAAGUAAUCCAUGCCAAGAAACCCUGAAGAGAGCACAAUACAGCUUAUGUUGAAGCCUUCAGUAAUAGUUGUCACUUUCUCCAUUGCCGCAAACAAGCUUUUCCAGUAAGCAGAUGAACAAGUGAGUUGCACCAUUCACACUUCAAUUUGGGAGUGAAAGCACCCCGAAGUAGAAGUUUACUGUGUCAGUAUGAUUUUUUAAAGAUUUGUUCUAUAUAAAUAGGACAAGUAGUUCUGUGAGUUAUAAUGUUCAAGAAUUUGUUUAUUUUUGUUGUAAAAUAAGUCGCCAUUGUGUGUUUUUUUUCUUCUUGAAACCAAUAUUAAAAAUAUUUAUUAAA
Populus trichocarpa (black cottonwood) is the source of this 1881-nucleotide messenger RNA. Its product is annotated as protein MANNAN SYNTHESIS-RELATED 2. The transcript has 6 exons. The record is from RefSeq and is a predicted model, not a curated record. Bases 285 to 1550 code for a protein of 421 amino acids. NCBI's taxonomy places the organism in Eukaryota, Viridiplantae, Streptophyta, Magnoliopsida, Malpighiales, Salicaceae.